Molecule: messenger RNA, 2922 nt
Organism: Symbiodinium necroappetens
Lineage: Eukaryota; Dinophyceae; Suessiales; Symbiodiniaceae
Source: the annotation of a GenBank genome assembly
AUGUGGAUCUUCGCGGCAGCGCUCUGGCAAGUCUGGUGGAUCUUCGCAGCAGGUGAGACGUGCGACUGCAGCAAGUCUGGACUUAAAUGCUUCUAUGAUGAUUCCUGCCCUGGACUUGGGUGUGGAGCUGAAGGAAAGGAUAAAUGCAGAUUCUGUGGUUCGGGCGAGUUCAAAGACUGUCCAGAUCAUGCUCCGAAGACCUCGGACACGAAAGCUCCGGAAGAUGGGUCAAAGGAAAAGGCCAGCAAGCCUGCGGCGACUGAAGGGCACUCCUCGGACAUUCCGAGCGUGGUCUUAGGAGGCCAUGAGGUGAAGACCUCUCAUGCCGGCCAGAGCGCGAAGUGCCCAUGCGAGUCCUCAAAAACACAGCGGUGUUUCUAUGAUGCUUCCUGUCCUGGGCUUGGAUGUGGCGCACUUGGCCAUGACCAUUGCCGAUUUUGCGGCGGGAAGGACUUCCAUCCUUGUCCAUCGAAGCAUGAAAUGGAGCUUCUCGCAAAGCCGAAGGCCAAGGAGGCGGUGAAACCCGCGGCAGCCGCGGCAGCCCCGGCCAAGCCAAUGGCGCUCCAUGUUUCACCUACGCUUGACGAGCCCAUGUCUUUCGACGUUUACCGAUGUAUGGCAGCUGCUGCAGUUGACACCCAUCCGAUGGAGGAUGAUGACAUUGCCGACCUGGCCGGUGCGAUCAAGUAUGUGCACACCGAGAUCUUGACCGAGCAUCUGCAGAGUCCGAUCAGAACAAGUCGGAAGUAUCAUGUGGAUGCGAUCACAGCCCACCGGUUCAGGAUCAAAAACCCGAGCACAAUUCUGCACAGGUCAGAUGCUUUACAGGGUGAAUUCGGUGCGUUCGUGACCUACGACUGGGGCAAGGCAACAAAUCCAGCUCAGCUGCCAAUGAUCGCAGACAAGGGCAACUUCGUCGGCAUCGCCCCUUGUACAAACUUGCACUGCGACGUGCGUUUCCCACGGGCCAUGCCGUACGCCUGGAUGUCGCUCGGCAACUGGUGUCCGAACCUGACCUGGGACAAGAAAGGCUCCAAGAGCGACCCCAAUCCGCAUUGCUUGAAAUUGGCGACGGAUAACACUGUCAUCCAAGGUGGUCUUUGCGCAGAUGGCUUCACGGCAGACAGCACAAGUCCAGGCUCCGAUCCGACCGGGGAGCAAAAUUGCGUGUACACAUAUGGAAAAGCAAAAGUAGUCAAAUGGGACGACCUCGUCGGCAUUACGGCCGAGGACUGCGGCAAGCGCAAGUGCAAAGACUGGCUCGAUUUCCGAAUGAACUGCACAAACAGCCAAUACAAACGGCAGUUUGCCCUGGACGGCAAAAUCAAGAAAGUGGACUAUUGUGUCGAGUUUGACAUCCAUCCUGCCUGCGAGGCAAAUUGCGAGGUUGGUCAGUGCCAGGACUUCUUGGCGAGUGGAAAGGAAGCAUAUCUCGGAUUGGCAUUCUGGCGCGGUCGCUGCGAUCCGCGAGCAAACGAGCGACGCAUUGAGAUGGUUGCAUACUCUCUGGGCGUGCCCGGCGCUUUGAAGAGCCACGACCUCGUCGACGCCGAAGUCCUCGAGAGGCCCUGCCCGCUCUCGAAAGGGACCAGCUGGUCAUGCCAACCAUUGGAUGGCCACGGUCCAUAUUGCACACGGAGCUACAAUGGAGCCUGCGACCGAUGCUUUAUUCCAGGUGUUGUGGAUGGAGUGGCACCAAAGCCUUGGUGUCCGCUGGAUAUCCUCAGCUCUCCCACCUAUGCAGACAUGCCGAAGCCUCGCUGCAAGAGCGGCUCUGCAUCCGACGGCUGCUGUUUGUACACCAACACCUGCGACGGGACAUCGGAUCCUUCCAGCGCAGACCUCACAACUGAUGGCCUGGCUUUGGUGGCUUCACGGAGGAGCACGGUCGACAUGGAGCAAUUCCUGCGGCGCGCAGCCUCCCAGGACCACCGCUUUGCCGGUCUGGGCCUGGCGGGAACCAACAUGAAGUGGGCGGCCUAUUUCGCUUGGAGUUCGGCCCCUGUGGACCGAAGCUUGCAUGAGGCUCUGGAAGAACUGAAGAUGUUUCUGUCGUCGGAGACGCCAGUGAUUACCCAGUAUGCGACAACCACGACAACCACAGCGAUCAAAAUACCGGUCGCCGGGCCCCACGCGACAACGCCGUCUUCACUCAAGUGUGCAGAAAGCGACGUUUCCUUCAUGCCUCUGGACAUGCCUGAAGUUCCAAUGAUAUUGACGACCAUCGGAGAUUGCAAGAAGAGAUGUUCAGAGCAAGAGGGCUGCUUUCACUUCUCCUUCUUGGUUGCUCCAGGGCUGGAACAGGGCAGCUGCCACCUGGCCGGCUUUUCCGCACUCGCACAGGCCUUGAGCCCAUCGUGGAUUUCAGGACCCCCAGAAUGCUGGGCUGAUAUGGAGGAGAAAAGCCUCUUGAUUGACAAGGGCCACAACACUUACGUACCGGUCGACUUUGCCUGCAUGUCCUGGGGGAGCUCCUUCCCAGCCACAGUUGGCGCCCUGACCACUUUGGCCGCCAAGGACUUUCCGAAAGAGCAAGAUGCUGUCCUGGAAUGCCAAAAGCUCUGCCGUGAGAACGAGAACUGCGAGCACUUUACAGUGACCUUCCCUCUCAGAACUUGUGCCCUUGCUGGUGCUGGAGCCGUGGUCAUGGAUGGCAUUGCAGGAGCAAUAUCCGGACCACCAAAGUGUGGAGAGAAAGCCAUGCAGUCCUUUUACUGGGAGGUUCUCCCAGCUUAUGCUCAGCUACCAUGGAGAUGGAGAUUGCCGUUUGGUGCGAAUGUGAUGUUGGGUGGUGGUCUGCUUGCGGCUGGUGUCGCAUUCUUUGCAUUCCGUCGUCGACAGCCUCAACGUACGGUGCGUGGUAUUGAGAGAGCCUUGGUGCCGGAGGAGGAGGAGGACCUGGAAAUGACAGUGCUGGAGUGA